AUGGUGCCCGGUUGUGGCCUGCUGCGGGGAGCCGAUCGGAGACCGUUUGGCGUGCAGAGCAUCUCCAAACCCGUGCCGUCAGAUCAGAUCCUCUCCUAUCGACAAUGUACCAACCAACACACCUCGUUCAAUCUAAUGCCCGAAACUAUGCAAACCACAACCCCCAAGAGUCAAGUCAUAUACGCGCCAGCCAGAGAGGCUAUCCGUGGCGUCAAGUCGAUCUUCCUAGCCGGUACUACCGCGAAAACGAAACCUGACGACCGUGAUUGGCGAGAGGUGCUGUCAGAGUCGCUGGCAGACACCCCCGUCACCAUACUCAACCCCUACCGCGGUGACUGGGACUCAACCUGGCGGGAAGACAUCGCGUUCGCGCCGUACCGCGAGCAGGUAGAAUGGGAGUUGGAUAUGCAGGAAGCUGCCGACAUCAUUGUGGUCUUCUUCCACCCAGACACGCAGGCUCCCAUCAGCCUCCUAGAGCUGGGCCUAAGUGCAAGGUCUGGCAAGUGUAUUGUGAGCUGCCCCGAAGGCUACUUGAAGCGAGGGAAUGUGCAGAUUGUGUGUCAGAGGUUUGGUGUUGAGAUGGUGGAGAGCGUGGAUGAGUUGAGGGAUGCCAUCUUGAGGAGACUGCCUGAUGACUUCACGCGGACUGCCUAG
Anthostomella pinea is the source of this 654-nucleotide messenger RNA. The record is from the annotation of a GenBank genome assembly. NCBI's taxonomy places the organism in Eukaryota, Fungi, Ascomycota, Sordariomycetes, Xylariales, Xylariaceae.